AUGUUUUUAGGCGACCACGGCGUUGGUCCGUUGGUCAAGGUAAACUUAUCCGGCUGUCCAAGCACAGCCCCCUGUUUUCGCGACAUGGUCGUUUCAUCGUCGUGUCCCAUUCUACAGGAAAUCAAGAUCAACAUCUUUAUUACGUAA
Chondrus crispus (carragheen) is the source of this 147-nucleotide messenger RNA. RefSeq lists its product as hypothetical. The record is from RefSeq and is a predicted model, not a curated record. Lineage: Eukaryota; Rhodophyta; Florideophyceae; Gigartinales; Gigartinaceae. The transcript has a single exon. The coding region runs from base 1 to 147 and encodes 48 amino acids.